CGUGUGGCAGCGAACCAGCAAAAUCUCCCGCGAAAUCAGCCCAUUUCUUGUCUCCUCGUCAGGUCUGGCGUCGCCUGCCUCCGCCUGCUGUCGAUAAUCGUGUCAUGCCAUUUUUUCUGCUCCAGGCAAUUGUGACCCCAUCUCACUUGCCCUUGUUGCCCUCGACCCUGCGCCGGUCCUUCCCAUCCAUUCUCUGUCUCUCUUUUUGAUCCAUGUAGGUCAGGGCAUCGUAGCACCCCGGUCGUCGCUUGCCAUCAACACCCGAAAUCCGGUACCUGCCCGUCCGUGGGUGCUGUAUUUCCUAUAUCUGACCUUGAGGCUCGGAAUAGCUUCAUACUUAGCCCCUCUCUUAUCCUCUCUUCACCUCGGUGUCCCUCUUCGUGCUCCGUCGUCCAUCGUCUGUAUCUUCGUUUCUGCCAUCACUGCGGCCGUCUCGUCCACCUUGUUCGCCAUUCUCAUCGUAGUCUGCAUAUCUGCACAAACCCUUGUCGUCUCAGUUGUAGCUUGUCAGUCAGAUUCAGCCUGUCCAAUAGUUACUCGGCCAUUCUGCCCCGCGACCUCGAAAACCCCAUACACUUACCGAUCGAUCUGUUCUAUCAUACAUAUCCAAUUAAUACUACUACGCGACCUACUCGAAAUCUCCAAAACAUCUUACGACAUAUCCAAUUUUGCGACUUCGAUCUUGACGACCUCUUCUCAUCCGGCGAUAUCGGGGAGUUCACAUAACACCCCGGGUGUGAUACGCACGGCACUCGAUAACUGAGUGGACGGACUUCCUCAGAGAAUAUCACCUUACCGAAUAUCUUUUGCUUCCCACACACCUCGUCGUUUGUCGCCAGCCUGAUCGUUUGCGGCAUCUUCUACCUUGACUCAGAAGCUUCCGCCGCCUUUACCUCUCGCAACUACUGCCGGACGACACUCUGUCAACAAUUUGAACCGACAGAGGUCGUCCAUGAUCUUGUGAUCUCCCAAAGACUUCCACUGUAACAUGGUGCCUAGCAUUGUCCAAUCUGACGACAUGGAUCAAAUGGAAAUCCCCUUUCCAGCACAUCGUGAGCGCCAGGAAGGCUCUCCUCCUCCCUUUCAAGAUCCUCUGGCUCUUCUUCGCAGUCUUCCUGAGCCUCCGCUGGAAUGUCAAGUAUGUGUUGUUGGCGCAGGACCUGCCGGUCUAAUGUUGGCCGCAAACCUGACCAGAUUUGGCAUCAACGUUGAGGUAAUCGAUGAUCGAGCCGAUCAGACGCCCGUGGGAAGGUAAGCUUAUCACCACGAUUCAAUUGUACCACUGAAACAACCCAAUUGACCUCGAAAAUAGAGCCGAUGGCCUUCAGCCAAAGACGAUCGAAACCUUCCGACAAAUGCGACUAUCAGAUACUUUACUAAAACAAGGUGUUCGUGUCUUCGAUAUCGCAUUCUGGCGUAGCACCGCGGACGAACCUCUUCGUCGACUUGGUCGCGAAGUCCAUUAUCCCCCUAUUAUCGAUGUUCUCGACCCCUAUAUUCUUCUAGUCCAUCAAGGUAUGGUCGAAGGGCUGUUUCUUGAGGAUAUGAAAAAGCGUGGCAAGGAGGUCCGUCGAAACAUGGCUUUUGAGUCGUACAGCGUCCCCGACAACAAGACUGGUCCCCUCCAAGUCAACUGCCGUGCCAAUGUCAAUCAAGACAAGCGUUCGGUUCUGACUCAAUACCUGAUUGGAUGUGACGGUGCACACUCCAAAGUUCGCAAGAGUAUCCCCGAUGUCAAGGCUGUCGGCAUGUCUCAGGCUGCCAUUUGGGGCGUUCUCGAUGGCGAACUGAUUACCGACUUCCCCGAUAUUUGGUCCAAGACGCUCGUCUACUCACAAGAGCACGGUUCCAUUCUCAUCAUUCCUCGAGAGAGGAAUAUGACUCGUUUCUAUAUUGAGCUGAAGGCUGGUGCCAAAUUUGAUCGCCGCGAUCUGGGUCAGGAGUUCAUGAUGAAGCGCGCGAAGAAGAUUAUGGCGCCGUUCCGCUUGGACUGGAAGUACGUUGAGUGGUUCGGCCGGUAUCAGGUUGGUCAGAGGGUUGCUAGUCGCUUCACUGAUGGCCACCUGAGGGCGUUCCUGGCUGGUGAUGCCAGCCACACCCACUCUCCCAAGUCAGCACAGGGUAUGAACACCUCAAUGCACGACUCGUGGAAUUUGUCGUGGAAGUUGAACCUUGCGGUUCGAGGCUUGGCCAAGCCAAAUCUUCUCGAGAGUUACGAGGAAGAGCGACGCAAGAUUGCCCUGGACUUGGUUAACUUUGACUAUGAGCAUGCGAACCAAAUUGCUGGUGGCGACGCCAUUGCACUCGCUGAGAACUUCAGGACCAACGUCCGUUUCAUUUCCGGAAUUGGUGCUGAAUAUGGUGAGAAUGCCAUCAACAGACCAGGAAUUGGAAACAACCAUUUUGUAAUGGGAGACGCCAAGCCAGGUUGCCUUCUGCCUCCCGCCAAGGUGACUCGAUAUAUCGACUCCAACCCUGUGGAUAUCCAGCUUGACAUUCCUAUGCUCGGCCAGUUCCGAAUCUACCUUCUUAUGUGGGAUGUUCAACAAUCAGCACCGUUUCUGCAGACUUUCUGCCAUGCUAUUGCAGGUACAGACUCCUUUAUUAGCCGUCUAUCUGCUGCAGCUAGCGCUUCUUAUGCUUCUCAACCCCGAGCACCAGCUCCUGAGGAUGUUUAUUCCCGACCUGAGCGAUACACCGUUGUCAGCCACCUCUUCACUUUUGGUCUUAUCAGUAAGUUCCUUCGCAUCUUGUACUUGGAGAUCGCUUGCUAACAAGUCAAUCAGCCACCAUGCCCAAGACGGAAAUUGAAAUCUCAGAUCUCCCACCUCUUCUGCAAGACAGCCGUUGGACCUUCUACCUCGACGACAUUCCCGAUCAGGACACCCGUGGCUCCCUGUGCACUAACAAAUGGCUCGGCAGCCUGGGACCUGGCGAGGUAGCCAUCGUCAAUGUUCGUCCCGAUGGUUAUGUCGGCUCGAUAGGUCGCUGGGACUCAAGCCUCGAUGAGUCUGGUGUUCAGGCAGCUCGAUGGCUCGAUGAAUAUUAUGACGGAUUCAUGAAAAUUCCAACGCAGUAAGCUCGGAGGGGAUCAUGAGUUAAUAUAGAGGACCAGCCAAAGCCCACGCAACCCUUAGACUCGCCCGUACUCUAUCUGAAAUUCUUCGAGAGCCAUCUAAGGGACAAGAGAUCCCCAUACACAUUGGCAUUUUCGAAUUCUUAUAUCCAGGAGUACGGAGUUGUUGACAAUAUUUUAUCAUCCUUGAUGCAAACUCCUACAGUGCCCAGCUUGGACCUGCAUCAUCAUUGAAGAGAACUAAGCAGGAUGGGCCAAUGUCGCCCGAUCAACCACCACUCACAGAAGGAGGAGGGACCAGGAAGGCAUAUUUAGAGACGGACGUUAUUAUGGGCAAUAGAAGAGGGCCACCAACACAGUAAGAUCGAUCGCCAGAUGGGCGUAAUCUUGCUCAUAUCACGACACGCUUGGUAGUUAGUCACUACUCAUAUCAUGGAAUCUAUUUUAUUUAUCAACCUGCAUCAUUGUUCAUUAUCAUUAUUCAUUAUUAUUAUGAUGUUUUACCGCCAUACAUACGAUCCCACAUGUUCUCUUUCUUAUCAGCUCUGAAUACAUGAAGAUAAUGUAAGCCAGAGUCUGUGCUCAGAUGUCUCUAUCCAGAGCUGCUUUCUAAAGUCCCUAAAUCACACUGGUUCAUCUGGGGUCCUCUCUUACCAGCCGUUUUUCUUCACCACGCAUCUCUCUAGUCAUCUAUUAGUCGUUCUUCCAAUCCUGCGCCUCUUCAUAGGGGCUGGGUGGGAUGACUGUUCUACAUCUGGCACUCAAAAAUAUUUUGAGAGUGCCAAGAACAUAUAUCUCACGUGUGGCAUAGUCAAAACGACGAAAAGAGAUUGCAAAAUGAGUAAGACACAUAUAGCGAAAUAGAAUGAAGUUUCCGAUGUUUUUGAAAUUUCAUGACACUCGGCUGAGCCCAACAGCCUGACUAUUGCCCUUAUUAUGCUAGCAGAUAUGCAUUCUACAUCAAUAUCCCGUUUUCCGUCUCCCGUUCUUGCUUGCUCGCUUUUCCUUUUAAAACAAAUCCACCAUCUGAGUUGUUGCCUGAUUAUUGUUGGGUAGGCAUGGAAACAUCAGCCUUUUUAGCAACGGCAUCAGCACUCUGCCAUAGAGCUGUGACAGUCUUGAGCUGAGUGUAGAAGUUGAUGCCAGGCUUUCCGUAGAAUGUGCUGGCACCGCCACCAGCAAUAGACUUCUUGUUACCAGUGAAAGAGAACAUGGGCAGAGGGACAGGGAUAGGGACAUUGAUGCCCACCUGACCAGCCUCAAUGUUCUUGCGGAAGGUCUCGGCAGUAGCACCAGACCUGGUGAAGAUAGCAGUACCAUUACCAUACUCGUUCUUGUUAACAAGGUCGAUAGCGUCAUCAAUGGACUCUGCGUUGAGGCAGACAAGGACCGGGCCGAAGACCUCCUCCUUGUAACAGGUCAUGUCAGGUGUGACAUUGGUGAUGAUGGUAGGGCCAACCCAGUUACCGUUAGGGUACUUACUGGGCUUGUAGCCACGGCCAUCGAGAAGAAUAGUAGCGCCCUCCUUCUCGGCAGACUCAAUGAGCUUCUCGAUACGCUCCUUGCUCUGCGGGGAGAUCACGGGACCGAGAUCGGCGCCCUCCUCGAAGCCACCAUUGACGUUGAGAUGCUUGGCUUGCUCGGCGACCUCGUUGAGCCACUCCUUGGUCUCGCCAACCAUAACAAGAGUGCUCAAAGCCAUGCAGCGCUGACCGGCAGCACCGAAAGCGGCACCGGUAAUGGAGUUGAUGAACUGGUUCUUGUUGGCAUCAGGAGAGACGACAGCGUGGUUCUUGGCGCCCAGGUUGGCCUGAACACGCUUGCCAUUGGCGGAACCACGGCUGAAGAUGUAUUCGCCGGCCUUGUUACCACCAACGAAGCUGAUUGCUUUGAUAGCGGGCUCAUCGAGGAUGAAGUCGACGGUGCGGUGGGCACCGUGAAUGAUGUUGACAACACCCUCGGGGAAGCCAGCCUUCUGGACAAGCUCGGCAAUGAUCAUGGCAGCACCGGGGUCACGCUCAGAAGGCUUGAGUAUGAGGGUGUUUCCAGUGAUGGUGGCAAUAGGGAUGCACCAAAGGGGAAUCAUGGCAGGGAAGUCUACACAUUAAUUAGCUAAGGGAUGUUGCUAGGGAGUCGCCGAUUACUCACUGAAGGGGCAGAUAGCAGCGGUGACACCCAGGGGCUCACGGUAGGUUCGGGUCUCCAUGUCCUUGGAGACUUCAAGGACCUCACCCUUGAGAAGCUCUGGGGCGGCAAUAGCAGCCUCAGCGACCUGAAGACCACGAAGGACAUCACCCUUGGCAUCAGCAAAGGUCUUGCCUUGCUCGAGAGUAAUGCUGGCAGCGAGGCGGUCCCAAUUCUCACGAAUAAGCUGGACAAAUCGGAACAUGAUCUGCUGUCGAGAGAUGACAGUAGUGUUCUUCCAUGACUUGAAGGCCUUCUCGGCGCUUGCAACGGCAGCCUUCAUCUCAGCGUCGGUCAUCUGAGGGACGCGAGUAACGAGCUCGUUGGUAGCGGGAUCGUGCAAGUCGAUGUACUUAUCGGUCGAAGACGAAACAAACUUGUUGUCAAUGAAGUAGGGAGUAUCGACCGCCUCGACCUUUGCGUGAGUGGUAGGAUAACUGCUGGCGGUUGAGGCCAGGGCAGCCGUCACAGGCUGAAGCUGCUUGCUUGUCGCAUGAAUGCGCCUGGCAGCGACAUGGGACGAGCCGCUUGUGAUGUUAGAUGAGGCGAGGAGAGAGGAUCGAGAAAGGGCGGGAGUAGAUCGGCUGGAAGCACCCAGGCCGCGAGAGAUUGCGCGACGCAUGAUGGUGAUAAUGAAGAUGACAGUAUGAGGCUCAAAUACGUUGUGUGUAAGUGAGAGGGGAAAGAGCUAAGAGAGGGAGAGCAAUUGACCUCGAUAACUUCCAAUGAAGCAACAAACAGGACAGAAUUCAGGAGGUCAUGGGUUCUCUAGACUUUUAUACUGAGAUACUGUCCCGGCUAUGUCAACGGUGCGGAGG
Messenger RNA from Fusarium odoratissimum NRRL 54006, 6078 nucleotides. RefSeq lists its product as uncharacterized. The coding region runs from base 1356 to 2774 and encodes 472 amino acids. NCBI's taxonomy places the organism in Eukaryota, Fungi, Ascomycota, Sordariomycetes, Hypocreales, Nectriaceae. Gene Ontology annotation, molecular function: FAD binding. The record is from RefSeq and is a predicted model, not a curated record. The transcript has 2 exons.